This is a messenger RNA of Jatropha curcas, 612 nucleotides long. The record is from RefSeq and is a predicted model, not a curated record. Lineage: Eukaryota; Viridiplantae; Streptophyta; Magnoliopsida; Malpighiales; Euphorbiaceae.
GCUCGAGCAUUUCAUAGAAACUGAGUCUCAUCCAAGCUUGGCAAAGUUGCGCGGAGUCUCCACAGAUUCCAAAAUUCUGGCCAUUGUAUAUCACCUGAAGACAAUCAAUUCAGUGCAUAAUCUCCUCGAAAAAGAUAGUUUUACUUGGGAACAGAGGAUCAAGGUUGCUCUUGGAUUUGCUUCCUUACUGGAAUUCAUGCAUGCUGAGAAUCCUCCAUAUAUGCCAUGUCUGAUUCGCAAUAUACAUGCUGCUCAUAUAUUGCUUAAUGAGGAUUAUAAGCCAGUGCUAAUUGACUACAGUAUGCUUUCUGGUGGAAUUCUUACUGAUAGAAGACACAUUGUGAAUCAAUAUCUAGAAGGGUGUCACGGCUAUGUUGAUCCAGUUGUUGCACAUCGAGGUGAAUGGUCAGAUAAAUCUGACGUUUUUUCAUAUGGUGUUCUACUGUUGGCUUUGAUAAGCAAAAGAAUCCCCGAAGAAGAAAGUGAAUUGACCGAGAAUAAACAUAAACCACAAAACUCAAUGAUGAGCUUUAGUGAGCACAAAUCUUCGGUUGUGCAUCAAAGCCUAGAGUUCGAACCAUAUUUUUAUUCUAGUGAUGGAGUUAAAGUUGC